Molecule: messenger RNA, 438 nt
Organism: Bacidia gigantensis
Lineage: Eukaryota; Fungi; Ascomycota; Lecanoromycetes; Lecanorales; Ramalinaceae
Exons: 3
Coding region: 1-438 (145 amino acids)
Cellular component (GO): cytoplasm
Molecular function (GO): calcium ion binding
Source: RefSeq, a predicted model, not a curated record
AUGAUUAUCUACAAGGAUCUAGUGACUGGCGACGAGAUCAUCUCCGAUAGUUACGGCCUCAAAGAUGUCGACAAUGUGGUGUAUGAGAUCGACUGCAAGAGAAUCACAAAGGGGGGCGUGAACGUCGAUAUUGGCGCAAACCCUUCGGCUGAAGGCGAGGAUGCUGAUGCACUCGAGGAAGGGGCUGAGCAAGUCAUCGAUGUCAUCGAUUCCUUUCGCCUAGUUUCAAUACCUUUCGGUGACAAGAAGGGUUUCGCAGGACAACUGAAGGGGUUCAUGAAGAAAGCCAAAGACCAAUGGACAGCAAAAGGCAAAAGUGAGGAUGAGAUCAAAGACCUCCAAAAGGGCAUACAGGGCUAUUUCACAAAACACUUGUCGCCAAAUUUCAAGGACUUGGAAUUUUUUACCGGAGAAUCCAUGGAUCCCGAUGGAAUGUAA